Didymella exigua CBS 183.55 is the source of this 1503-nucleotide messenger RNA. RefSeq names its product glycerophosphodiester transporter. Gene Ontology annotation, molecular function: carboxylic acid transmembrane transporter activity. The coding region runs from base 1 to 1503 and encodes 500 amino acids. The transcript is spliced from 4 exons. Gene Ontology annotation, biological process: carboxylic acid transport; transmembrane transport. The record is from RefSeq and is a predicted model, not a curated record. NCBI's taxonomy places the organism in Eukaryota, Fungi, Ascomycota, Dothideomycetes, Pleosporales, Didymellaceae. Gene Ontology annotation, cellular component: plasma membrane.
AUGGCUUCCGCCAAAGAAACGUCUACAAAGCUACGAGACUCGAGCAACGAUGACACCGAACGCCAUGGCAGUGUCGCAAAUGUCGACAAAGGGAAAUGGGAGCGCUUGUGGCCUGUGAUAGCAUGCGGGGCUGGACUUUUUAGUGAUGGAUAUCUGAACAACAUCAUCGGUCCUGUCAACACCAUGCUAUCUCGCAUUUAUCCCCAGGAAUACACAAAUUCUUCCGCCCAGGCAAAUGUAGCCAGCAUCACUUUCGCGGGUACAGUCCUAGGUAUGCUCUUUUUCGGAUAUACGUCCGAUCAUUUCUCGCGCAAAUGGUCGCUAUUCGCAUCCACGAUCAUCAUUAUCCUCUUUGCUGCACUCGGCGCAGGAUCAUACGGCGCAGGCGGUAGUCCUUCGGGUCUACUCGCAGCUCUUGUCGCCUACCGUUUCUUCUUAGGCAUAGGAAUUGGCGGCGAGUACCCAGCUGGCUCUGUAGGCUGCGCUGAAUCAACUGGCGAGCUUAAGUCUGGUAGCCGCAACAAGUGGUUUAUCCUCUUCACCAAUGUCCAGAUCGAUCUUGCAUUCUUGAUCGCCGCCAUUGUAGCAACCAUAGUCGUUCUGAUCACCGGCGAAGAUUAUCUACGUGUCGCAUGGCGCGUAUGUCUGGGCAUCGGUAUCAUCCCGCCCCUAUCGCUGCUUUACCUACGUGUCAAGCUCCAGGAACCCGAAGCCUUCAAGCGGGAGUCAUUUGCGAAAGCAAAGACACCAUGGCUGCUUGUGGCCAAAUUCUACUGGUUCCGCUUGUCCAUCGUCAGUAUCAUCUGGUUCAUCUACGACUUCAGUGCCUAUUCCUUCGGCAUCUACGGCAGCACCAUCCUUGCCAACCUGCUGGGAGCGGAAACAGCGCUAUGGAAGAGUCUUGCCUGGAACAUUCUGCUCAACUUCUUCUACACACCUGGUGCUCUGGCCGGUGCCUUUGUUGCAGAUCUCCCAUACAUGGGACCCAAGAAGACAUUAUUCAUCGGCGUCACGCUACAAGGCAUCGUUGGCUUCAUCAUGGCAGGCUGUUACCCCUGGUUGGGUAAGUCAGAGAACGUCGCUGGAUUCGUGGUCGUCUACGGAAUCUUCCUUGCUUUUGGAGAGUUCGGUCCCGGUGAUAACAUUGGACUCAUAGCUUCAAAGACUUGCGCGACCGGUAUCAGAGGCCAAUACUACGGUAUCGCAGCUGCGGUGGGCAAGAUCGGUGCCUUCGCUGGAUCUUACGCGCUCGAUGCGCUGCAGACAGCUGCUGGCGAUGACAAGAUUGCAGCGGGACGUAAUCCGUUCUUUGUUGCGAGUGCGUUGGCAUUCCUUGCGGCAGGGCUUGUCUUGCUGCUGCCACAUAUCGGUCAGGACACAAUUGACGAGGAGGAUAUCAAGUUCAGGGAUUUCUUGAGGUCGAAUGGCUACGACACAAGCAAGAUGGGUCUCGAGAGCGCGGCGACCACGAACAGUGAGAGGGUCAUUGAGGCAGAGAAGUAA